UGCAAAUUUGUGUCUCCUGAUCUUGAAGGACAUGGAUGUGCAUGACUUUGAUAAAGCGUUUGAAAACAUCAUUGAAGACUGUCUUCCAAACGAGACAGAGAAGGAGCUCUCUGUACCACGCCAGUGGCUUAGAAAGGUGUUAGAGUACAACGUUCCACAUGGAAAGAAGAAUCGUGGUCUUAGUGUAGCUGCAUCAUAUCGUCACUUGCUUAGGUCUGAGCGGCCUUUUACUGAUGAUGAGAUUCAUAAAUUACAAGUAUUGGGAUGGUGUGUUGAAAUGCUUCAAGCGUGGCUGCUGGUUGCUGACGACAUCAUGGAUCAGUCUCAUACAAGGCGUGGGAAACCAUGUUGGUUUAGAAAUGACGACGUUGGUCUAGUUGGUCUAAAUGAUGCUUUUCUAUUGGAAUCAUGUGUCUAUAAACUAUUGAAGAAGCAUUUUCGUCAGGAGGCUUAUUACACUAAUUUGGUGGAACUAUUUAUGGAAACAAGCCACCAGACAGAACUAGGACAAACUCUUGAUCUUCUUACAUCUCCUGAGAAUUCUGUUAAUUUGGAACAUUUCACAUUAGACAAGUAUCGUGCUAUUGUGAAGUAUAAAACAGCUUUCUAUUCUUUUUACUGUCCAGUUGCUCUUGCAAUGCAUAUGGCUGGUUUGACAAGUGAAGAUGACUUUACUCGCGCAGGAAAGAUUCUAUUGUCAAUGGGAGAGUUUUUUCAGAUCCAGGAUGAUUUCUUGGAUUGUUAUGGAGAUCCUGCUGUGACUGGCAAAAUAGGUACAGACAUAGAAGACAAUAAGUGCAGCUGGCUGGUGGUACAGGCACUUAAAAAAGUAACAGCAGAACAACGAGAGGUUUUAGAGAAAAACUAUGGCCGCAAAGAUGAAGCUUGUGUUUCUUGUGUGAAACAACUUUACAGUGAUCUAUGUCUUCAGAAAGUGUAUCAUGACUAUGAAGAGUCAAGUUAUAGUGAUUUGAUGGCCUCAAUUAAUACUGAAUGUGGAUCUUUACCAAAGGGCAUGUUUAUUGAGUUUGCCGAUCGCAUCUACAAACGAAAGAAGUGAGCUGAACACACAAGGCCUAUCUUUAUUUGAACAGUCAGUUGUAUUUACAGUUUCUCACAAUGAUUAAUUUGCGUAAUUCUGUAUGUCAGAAUAAAUGUUCUUACAGCAGACCAUGUACCAAAAUAUUGAACAGGCAGUAGAAA
Molecule: messenger RNA, 1203 nt
Organism: Corticium candelabrum
Lineage: Eukaryota; Metazoa; Porifera; Homoscleromorpha; Homosclerophorida; Plakinidae
Product: farnesyl pyrophosphate synthase-like
Exons: 10
Coding region: 32-1060 (342 amino acids)
Biological process (GO): trans, trans-farnesyl diphosphate biosynthetic process
Cellular component (GO): cytoplasm
Molecular function (GO): dimethylallyltranstransferase activity; (2E,6E)-farnesyl diphosphate synthase activity
Source: RefSeq, a predicted model, not a curated record